CAACGACUGGCCAGAGUAGACGAAGACGAAAGAACGUGAUCCAACGCUCGUCGAUCUAUUAUGAAAAGUAGUCUCGAGUUGUGUGUGUUCAUCUCACAUUGCACAUCCGCUCCUAAAUAAAUACAAUACAGCUCGUGUGACUCUAACAAUUUCCAAUAUCCACCUGAUUACUACCAAAAUGGAGCAAUAGCACUAUUGCAUAUUGUGUGGUGCACAUUGUUAAAAAUAUCGAAAGGGAUGAUGGAUCAAAAAAAUACGUCUUGGUUGUUGAUGCCGGUCCACGUUGCCCCCAGCUGAUAGCAUUUGUAUCAACAGGAAAGCGUAACAGGAAGUGAAAGAGGUUGCGCAAAGGCUGCAGAGUGACCCCAACAAUCAAAGCAUAAACUUAACCACUCGCUCUUAUUGGUACUUGCACAUUCAUUCCGUCCGACUGACAGCCAAACUUCCCAGAAAUUGGCCCCAGUUUUCAUAACAUUGCCACCUCCACCGAAAUGGAGCUAAAAAAUACCAUGAAUAUAAAGUACCGCAAUGAAGGACUUGUGCUGCUCUGUGGCGUACCACUCUCCUCCCCAACCAAGCCACCGACCGUGCUGCUGGUCAAGUGAAAAGGUGUCGAGAUUGAGGCAGGAAAACUUAUAGGAUACCAAAAAUAUAGUCGAAACCAACCAAGUGGAUCCAGAGGAAAUAUACAACAAGGGACGAGUUCAAAUAUAUUUAGCCUUUUCCCCUCAUCGUCCUCACAAUGGAAAGACGACCCCCUGUGAAGAUCUCGAUCCUGGAGAAGGAUGAGAGUGAGGUUUCCCACUGUUGGAAGUAUUGUCAGAUCUUUUCCUACAUUAUGGUAAUAAUUUCCGGUAUUGCGACGUCCCUUGCCAUGGCCAAUGUCCAGGGCAUCUUUCACCACGAAUGUCUCCUAUAUGCGGACCUCGCUAUCUCCACAUCCCCUGAGAACAACUGGACCAUCAUCAUCACGCCACACGCCGCCUCACGUUGGGGCAGCAGCUCUCACUGCGACUUUACCCAGUACUGUCCCGUCGCCUCCGUCAUAUUCGCUGGCAUCUGGGCAACCAUUUUUGUCAUGUGUGGUCGAGGUGGGGCGUCCAGUCGCAACCUCCCACAACCCUGGAGAAUCAUCCCACCCGCAAUUCUAUUCAACUUUAUAUUUCUAGUCUUGUCCUGUGUCAGCGUAGCCCUCACCGUCGGAGGAUUCGCAUCAUUCUGCGCGUCCGUGACACCACAAAUUAAUGUCUCGAGUUGCGAAGACUUGAUCGGCUUCUCGUGGGAACGGUAUGUUGGAGCCUCAAAUUUUUAUGACGACGUACUUCUUGCUCAAACCGGUGCGUACUUUGUCCUCACCGGAUGGAUGUUUGGCUUUGUCAUUCUCAUCAUUCGUGUUAUCACCCAUGCCGAUUUUCGAGUCAUUGGUCCUGAUCGUAAAGCUUCUGCGGAAAUCGGGACACCCACGCCAACGGCCGCCUCAAGGACAACUCGUCGGAGUCAAACCGUCUCCAUCUCAAGUAGUAGUUCCUCUCCAGGCGGUGCGACAACGUCGAGGGACAUGUCGUCAUCCCCACCGAAGAGGGAGGAUCGCCCCCUCCUCCUUCUCAACAACAAUAAUAACAACGUUCAUACCCCAAAAGGGCUGCCACCCGUUUGACAUAAACCAUUACACUGGUCGUCCUUCUCACAAGUCACAGUUCAAACUAUACCCAUUCAUUUACAUACUUAUUUGCCAUUCUUUCCGCAAUUACUUACUAAUUGAUGCUGCUAAGAUGGUGCAAAAUGUACAAGAUAAUAUCCAAGUAUUUAAUUUCUUCUAUAGCUUAAUAUUUAUCAUUAGUUUUUUUCUAUGCUAAACAGAUUUAUAAUAUUUUCAACGACGAGACAAUAACACGACUUUGUGCAGUCUACGGAGCUUUAAUUAUCAACCGUUGAGACUUGCUUUGCUUGAUUGUUACACAAUCUGUUAAAUAUUAAAUUAAAUCUAUUAAGUGAUUAAGCAAGGAAAUGUAAACUGGAGGAAAGGUGAUUCUAGUAGAGCUUUAAUAAUAGAAAAAUCAGGAGGUAUUACUCUCUGCCUUUAAACAAUAAUUAAUUAACUAUCUAUCGCUUACGUCAAUGCUAUUUUAUACGAUCUCCCAUCCAUGUCACCCUCCACUCAAGGAGGAAGUAGUAUGGAAGAAUAUGAAUAAAUAAAUACAUUUGUGUGUCGUAA
Molecule: messenger RNA, 2215 nt
Organism: Folsomia candida
Lineage: Eukaryota; Metazoa; Arthropoda; Collembola; Entomobryomorpha; Isotomidae
Product: transmembrane protein 179
Exons: 6
Coding region: 743-1657 (304 amino acids)
Source: RefSeq, a predicted model, not a curated record